UUAUAAAUAUUUAAUUUAUAUAAUUUUUUAUUAUCUUUAUUAUUUUAAGUUUUAACUAAAUUUGAUAUCACUUUAUUGUAAUCUAAUCUACAGAUUCACAACUAAGAUAAAAUGAGAAAUUGUAUAGAAACAGUUAAAUAUAAUAAUUUAAUAAUUUGUGUACUUGAUCAUGAAAAAAAUUCACCGAAGUACAUGAUUUUCGAAAAACCUUCAAAAUAUGCACUACAAACUUAAAAUAUGGUCUUAUAAUCAAAAAAUAUGCCCUUUAAACCAAAAUAUGCAAAAAUAUGCACUAAAAAAUUCGAGCUUUUGGUCACAAAUAUUGUUAAAUGUAUUGUGUACUUACUCUGCAUACGAAAAUGUUAACCAGAAAAAAUAUGCGAAUGUGAGCAAGUCCUUGCUUUAAAAAUUAAUUAUACACCCGUAAUCAAUUUUCUGUAUUCAAAGAACAACUAUAAUCUUCUGAAGAAGUUGCUACAACUGACCAAUCCGUGUCAUUAAGGAAAGCUUCCAUUGUAAUUUCACAAACAGGUGAUCAUAGGACAUAUGUACUUGAGAUGAAAUUGUAAGGCAGAGUGUGUAUCGAAGAAGUUUAAUUGUAGAUUAUCAGGACUUUUAUGUAACAAAAUUUUAUUAAUUUUUUUUCAUAAAAUAUCAACAUUCACCAAAAAUAGAUAGUGCAUAAUGUCAAUAUUCACCAGUGAAUAUUCUACAUCUAAAAAGAAAUUUACAUUCACCAGACAUUUUUGUGAAUGUGAUAUUUGCCUAAACAAUUUUUUAUAUAUUUACAUAAAAUUAUAUUAUACUUAUAUGAUUCAUUUUUAUAGUAUUUUUGGCAUUUCAUAUAUUAACAAAUUAAAUCGAAUGAAAAUUACGCGUACUCGAAUCACAUCAAAACGAUUAAUGUAUGAUUUACGAAACUUACGUAAUAAUAACAGAUUACUACCCCGACUAACCCUGCUGUCCUCAACGGUCUCAGAUAAGAUAAAAAAAAACGACUUUGUCAAAUUACAUGGACUUUAAAAUAUAUAACUAUAAAUACGUUAUUUUAAUUAAAAUAAGAAAAAUAUUACAUUUAAAAACAUUAUUAUGCAUUUAAAAACCGCGCGUAUAUUAUAUGCAAUAAAAAAACCGUAAAAUACAGAAAUAUGUAAUACACAUCAAAAAAUGACCAAAUAUGCAAAAUAAAACUUUAUAUUUCAGAUCUAUUGACUCUAAUUCAAAUUUGUAGCUUACCUAGCUAUUUUUUGGACUGUUAAGAAAACACAUACAAAUGCAUAUAAAUCCGGGAUCUUUCAUAAAAUAUUAUUAAAUUAUAAUUUUUACACUUAUUUUUAUAGACAGUAAUGACAUUUUAGUUGUAGACUAAUAUUCAUGAUUAUUUAUUCCCACGUAACUUUGAUAGUAUAUUAUCUAUGGCCUAUUUAAAAUAGAAUGAAGUUUGAUAAAUAAUUAUAUAAAAUUUACACUUUUAUGUCGACCACUGACUAUGAUACGUCAUAUUAGUUUGUAAUUAUAUUUAAUUAUUUUCAAAAUAUAUUACAUAAAAGCUUUAUAGUAAUUUAUUUUUAUAUGAAAAAAAAGUGUUUUUAUUUUUAAAUAAAUACUAGUUAUUUAGCAAUAUUUAUUUAUACAACAAAUAUUUUUUUUUGCGACUUGGAAAGGUCAAUCCUUUAUCACUGCAGUUUUGAUGAAUAAUAUCUUGGAACAUACAUUAUUUGGUUGGAAUCAUGGCUAAUUAUUUCAGAAAGCUAAACAGGAAUAAAAAUUAUGUGAACCACUAUUCUUUAAACGGACUACUUGUACUGGUAUAUACAAUGACUUUGAUGUUUGAAACACAUAGUAGCUCAUUGGAAACGGAGUCAAAUAAUACCAGUUGUUCAAAUGAAAUGACGUGUAAUAAAUGUACUGUCAACGCUCAGUGUUCAUGGUUUCUAGCUCAACAAAAGUGUGAAGAAAAUAUUUUUAAAAAUGUUUCAACUUUAAUAGCCUCUAAGAUAGAGGAAUGUCCACAGUUUAAAGUUAAUAAAAAAUAUGAAUUUAAUAAUCUUUUUAUUGAUUUGAAAUAUAUUAUUAAGGUAUCAAACGAUUUAGUAGGUUUCAUGAAUUAUCUUCGGAUCAGUUUGGUCCAUGUCCGAAGAUCAUUAAUGAACAAUGAAACAAUUAUGAUUGAUAGAACAAAUGAUGAUGAUUUACUUAAAUUUUCAAUACGUACGUACAAAAAAUUCUUAAAUAAACCGUCGAUCACUGAAUUUAUUUUUAUUGAGUUCAAUAAUGUCAUGCUACGGUUCGAUAACGUCGUUGAUCAUUAUGCUACAAUUUAUAAUAGAUAUGAUAAUGUAUGUAUCGACGGGAAUCUCAAAUUCUGUAAGACUUGUGCAUGGAAUUACAAUGGAUACUUUAACUAUUUGAAAUGGUGUUCACGCAAUAACAUCUGUGAGGGUCGAAAUCAGCAGUAUCUGAAACAUAAAACCCAAUUUGACCUAUUUAAAUUGACGAAUAAUGAAGCUUAUGUGACGAACAACUGUCCCGAAUUCAACGUGACAGCGGUCAAUCCGCUGUCUGGACCGGACACUGGCGGGACGGCCUUAACGAUCACCGUUAAAAACAACUGGAUACUUUUAGAGAAUCAAACGAUAACGGUAAAGGUGGCAGGAACGGCGUGCACGAACCUCAGGGUGUUAAGAUUCAAUACGAUCAUCACUUGCACCACGUCACCAUGGGUGAAUACCCCGGAAGGAACACCGGCCCUAGGUCCGAUCCUGGUCAAGUACUGGUCAGACAAAGGUGCAACAAUAACGAUCGAAUCGUCUCAAAGAUUUCAGUUUAUCGCCCUUCCUACUUGUGGUGCCCCCAGUCCAGCACUGGACGCGGACCAACAACUUAGAGGCUUAGAAUCUGGAGACACCAUCGUGCCGGUACGCGGUGUUCAUUUCGUCAAACCAUGUGUUGCAUCGUCCGCCCGACUAUUUGUCGUGCUGCCAAACGGUACCAUGCAGUUUGCGUCUAGUUAUUGUGAUAUACCGGUAAACGACACUUACAUGGUGUGUCGAUCACCGAGGGUUGAGAGACGUGUCUUGGAAGACGGGGACUCGUCAGUUGAAGGGCUGAUGCUAAAUUUCGGGCUAAAUAUGAUGAACUUCAUCGGGAAUCAGUCGCUCUCCGUGGGAGGGCCGUCGCACGGUUUUCACGUGCUCUUCGAUCCGAUGCUAUUGGAUUUUGAUGUAAUAAACAGUACUGGUUCAGUAAUAUUCUAUGGUCGCUACUUGAAUCACUUGCAGUCCGACGUCAUCCUGAUACAGCUUCCGAAUUCAUCGGCAACGGAUUGCGAAUCCGCACCACAUUGCGAAGUCGUGGUCGGUUGCAAAAAUGUGACGUUUUCACAGCAACAUAUCACAUGUGAGCCGAACGUGACUAUCGUUUCAGCUGCCACCUCGUUGGCCAAGAUGUCGGUCACGAUCAGCGAUUCAUUAUCGUACACCGUGCUCAAUAGAUCACCACCCCCCGAUAGUCCCAAUUUUUCUGGUCCCAAUCAACUUUUCACACUUUCCGGCUGGUUCCAAGCGAUCAUCGCCUUGUUCACGUCGUCUUUGAUUGUUUGUACGUUGGUUUGUUGUCUAAAAACCAAAAACAGGUACGACUUGACGAAAACCGUUGGCUACCCACUGGUGGCUUCUAUGUAUGACACACAUACACGUUAGGGUCUAAUGAUUAAGCUGUAGUUUUAAACCGUUAAUUUAUCAACAGUGUAUUUACGCUGGCUGUUAUUAUCUGAACAUAAUUUAUUGCAAAAUAAUAUGUGUUUUUUCUCCAAUUAUUCCCAAAAAUGAACUUAUUAGAUAUCGUAAUUUUUAGAAUACGAGUAUUACAAAUAAUUAUAUUUUGUUCAAUAUUUUGAUGAUGCAAUAAUAAAAGUACCAAUAAUGAUAA
Messenger RNA from Aphis gossypii (cotton aphid), 3930 nucleotides. RefSeq lists its product as uncharacterized. The record is from RefSeq and is a predicted model, not a curated record. The transcript is spliced from 3 exons. NCBI's taxonomy places the organism in Eukaryota, Metazoa, Arthropoda, Insecta, Hemiptera, Aphididae. The coding region runs from base 1731 to 3701 and encodes 656 amino acids.